Molecule: messenger RNA, 916 nt
Organism: Drosophila arizonae
Lineage: Eukaryota; Metazoa; Arthropoda; Insecta; Diptera; Drosophilidae
Product: copper homeostasis protein cutC homolog
Molecular function (GO): copper ion binding
Source: RefSeq, a predicted model, not a curated record
ACACAAUUAUAUUAAUUAAUUUAAACGCUGCAAAAUGUCAGCUCAUGAUAUAAAGUUGGAAGUAUGUGUAGAUUCAAUAAAAUCAGCAUUUGCGGCUGAAGAAGGCGGCGCGGCUCGCAUUGAACUUUGUGCUGCCCUACAAGAGGGUGGCCUAACACCCACCAUUGGAACUUUGAAGACUCUCAAGGAAUUACCGUUUACUUUGCCAAUACAUUGCAUGCUGCGCCCGCGACGUGGCACCGAUUUUGUCUACAGCGAGGAAGAGCUACGAGCGGUACUAACCGACAUGGAAUUACUGCGUUCCCAUGGCGCUGAUGGAUUUGUCUUUGGCGCGCUUACUCCAGAGAGAACAAUCGAUGUGGACAAGUGUCGACGUGUAAUGGAGCAGUCGUAUGGUCUGCCUGUAACCUUUCAUCGGGCCUUCGAUCUCACCGACAACAAAUAUAUGCACGAGAAUGUCGAAUUGCUAAAGGAACUGGGCUUCAAACGUGUGCUUAGCAGUGGCUUUCGUGCAUCUGCUGCCGAAGGCGUUGAAGCCUUAGCACAGUUAAUAGCAAAGCAUCAUCGUGACAUGAUUAUAAUGCCAGGGGCCGGCAUUAAGGUGUCCAAUCUGGAAGAGAUUCUAACAUUCAGUCGUUGCUUAGAAUUUCAUGCGUCUGCCCUAGACACAGCCAGCGAAGAUUACAGCGCACCGACAACUACGCGCAUGGAAUGCGAUGUAACCAUGGGGAAACAGGACAUCGAUCCGUACUAUGGCACGAACGCAUACGUAGUGCGCAAAAUGGUGGUAAUUGCCAAUGCUAUGAGCUGCAGAUAGAAGACUAUUACAUUUAAGUUAAAUUAGUUUAUGCUAAUUAUCUUUAGAAUGUACAUACAGAUAUGUCCAAUAGUUUAUUAAAUAAUCAUAAGUUGCAAC